Penicillium salamii is the source of this 753-nucleotide messenger RNA. The record is from the annotation of a GenBank genome assembly. Lineage: Eukaryota; Fungi; Ascomycota; Eurotiomycetes; Eurotiales; Aspergillaceae.
AUGAAGUCUGCUGUGCUCCUUUCGGCUCUUUUUCCCAGUGCACUGGGCGCAACUAUCUACAUGGCCGGUGAUUCGACCAUGGCCAAAAACGGCGGUGGAUCAGGCACGCAGGGCUGGGGUGAAUAUGUCUCGCCAUAUACCUCAUUGACGGUGUCCAACAAGGCUAUCGGCGGCCGCAGCGCACGUUCAUACACUCGCGAGGGCCGAUUCGACGCUAUCGCAGACGUUGUGCAGUCUGGAGACUGGGUCGUCAUUGAGUUCGGACACAACGACGGUGGUUCGCUGAGCAGUAGUGACAAUGGACGUACCGACUGUCCUGGCACGGGAAGUGAAACCUGCAGCACUACCUAUGACGGGGUUGCAGAGACGGUUCUCACCUUUGGCGCCUAUGUCGAGGCGGCUACGAAGAAGUACAUAGCCAAGGGUGCCAAUGUGAUCAUCUCCUCCCAGACUCCUAACAACCUCUGGGAAACUGGCUCGUUUGUUUACUCCGAGCCUCGAUUCGUGGGAUACGCUAAAACGGCGGCGGCUAAUGCUGGGGUUCCCUACAUCGACCACUUUGCGUAUGUCGCAGACCGUUUCGAGUCGCUUGGUGCUACUACGGUUGACAGCUACUUCCCAAAUGACCACACCCAUACCAGUGCCGAUGGUGCGUCUGUCGUCUCUCAGGCAUUCUUCAAGGCUGUUGUCUGUGGCGAUGUCGCUCUGAAGAGUUCUCUGACCACCACUUCUUUCCCCGGUUCUUGUCUCUGA